GGGGGCAGAGCGCCUGUCCACACUGGUGACGAAUGGCAGGGGCAAACAUUCUGCAGUCUGACGAAUCUGCUUGCCCUAUACACAAAAUUAACAUCACACCAUGUCUAUAUGCGUUUAAUAAUUGACAAGUGGCCACUUGCGACCGUUAGCCUUAUCGUCAUGCGCGUGGUUUAUUCUUCUGUUAUACUAUUUGCCGGUAAUUGGCCACGAUCACGCAAUUCCGAGAGAUCUGACGCUUGCUGCGAUAUUAUCUUCCCCGCAUGGUCUGACUUCCAUGGAUUAGAAAUCGGAUCAAGGUACAAAAUCUUAAGGUUAUACUCUUUUAACGAACACUUACCUAGGGAUCAAGGAGAAAGUUACAAUGGUUGGGAUGUUACGCGUUGUGAUUAAGAACCACGUUUAUCCACAACACCCACGCUAUACAUAGGCAGGAGGUAUACAACCGAGAGAAGAUAUCCUGAAUCUAAUAAGCGAACUUCAGAAUAAGGCGUCAUUUUAAUGCCGGUAUCGUCAUAUAUUUCUGGAGCCAAUCAGCACCAGAGGGCACGAGUAAGAUGUCUAUGAGAGACUGAUAUAAGGAAUGCAAUAACCCCCCAUCCUAGCUCCGAGCAAGUCAUUCAAAGCUCAGGAAAGAAUUAUACAAAGCCUGUCACAAUGCCUGUUGAAUUUAUUAGUCUGACGUUUCCGAACGCCUCCACCGAGAUCAAGCCAAUUCCCAAUGUCACGAUCGAUCCAGAAUAUCUGGAGCGCUACGCGCGAAACCUAGAUGACUAUGGAUUCAACUACACAUUGGUGCCUUACGACUCCUCCUACUUCGAUCCCUGGACGGUAGGAGCCACGAUCGCCGCCAAGACAAAGAACAUCAAGAUUAUCAUUGCUCUCCGGCCCAACACGUUGUAUCCCACCGUGGCAGCCAAGGCCCUCGCGACACUGGACCAACUCAGCUCCGGUCGUGCAGUGGUCCACUUCAUUGCCGGAGGCAGUGAUGCCGAGCAAGCAAAGGAAGGUGACUUCCUGACCAAGGAGCAACGGUAUGCCCGUCUGGAGGAGUAUAUCCGAAUUCUCCGCCGGGCGUGGGAAUCGCCAGAUCCAUUUGACUGGGAUGGCGAAUACUACAAGUUUAAGCAGUUUUCUAACAAAGUGCGUCCUACAAAUGGGACGAUCCCUGUCUCUGUUGGCGGAUCUUCCGACGAUGCGUAUCGGAUCGGAGGUGCACUAGCCGAUAUCUUUGGCCUUUGGGGAGAACCCUUGAAAGAAACCAAGGAGCAAAUUGACAAAAUCUAUGCCGCAGCCGAAAAGGCUGGUCGGUCAGACCGGCCACGUAUCUGGGUGACCUUCCGACCCAUCAUCGCGGAGACCGAAGAGCUGGCCUGGGCGAAGGCGCACCGUACCCUGGAUGCGCUUCAGGCAAACCGACCCGGCGGCCAGAGUAACGCGCCUUCUCAGCCACAGAACGUUGGGUCCCAGCGGCUGUUGGAUAUUGCAGCCCGUGGUGAGGUGCACGAUCGCGCGCUUUGGUAUCCGACCGUUGUAGCCACAAACGCUCGGGGUGCGUCCACUGCGCUGGUUGGGUCUCACCAGACGAUUGUGGACUCGAUCUUGGACUAUGUUGACUUGGGCGCGGAGCUGAUUUCCAUCCGUGGGUACGACAACCUCAACGACGCGAUCGACUAUGGGCGGUAUAUUCUGCCACCAGUCCGUGAGGCACUGCAGGAGAGGGGAGUGAAGUCUACGGCUUAGUUGCGGAAUGCGCAAUGUUGUAGCUGUGAUUGAGGUAGCUCGAGCUCUUAUCUUGGAAGUGCUUGAACUAUACUGUGCCCCGUGGCCCGCCUUUCAAGGUGAUGUAAAUUUUACUUAGUUAAACUGGGAAUUGGACUCAGGGAAAGACUCGUUGAUCGAUACCCGAUAGAGAGUAUAUGAAGCUGAUAUCGGCCAAGUUGUACCUGUCCAGCAAUGGCCUUAGAAAUAAACCAUAUUUGGAAGCCCUUUGUAAACGAAACACAGUCGUUCUAGUACAGUAACCCUGGGAUAGGACGA
Molecule: messenger RNA, 2037 nt
Organism: Aspergillus pseudonomiae
Lineage: Eukaryota; Fungi; Ascomycota; Eurotiomycetes; Eurotiales; Aspergillaceae
Product: LLM class flavin-dependent oxidoreductase
Exons: 1
Coding region: 655-1740 (361 amino acids)
Molecular function (GO): oxidoreductase activity, acting on paired donors, with incorporation or reduction of molecular oxygen
Source: RefSeq, a predicted model, not a curated record